UUGACUGUGAUUUUGAAACUGACUUGUGCGCAUGGCAAUCAGUCCGAGGAACCAAUCGGUACCCAUGGGCUCGACAUACUGGGAGAACACUCAGCUGGGGAACGGGGCCGAACGGUGACUCCACAGGAUCUACUUCCGGAUCCUAUGUUUACAUGGAAACAUCUCAUCAAUAUGGGAAAGGACAAACAGCGUAUCUUGUCAGCCCUGAAGUAGCACCAUCCAACAGCUCGCACUGUCUGAGUUUCUUUUAUCAUAUGUAUGGCCGAACCAUGGGGAGCUUGACCGUUAACAUCAAAGACAGACAACAAAAUUCAGUGUUGUCAACAAUAACUGGAAAUCAAGGCAACUCUUGGCAUUACAAAGAAGUCACCAUUACGAGCCUUCGUACAUACCAGAUUGUCUUCGUGGGAGUGCGAGGAGAGUCCCAUCUUAGUGAUAUUGCUAUUGAUAACAUCAAGUUCAAAAAAGCUCCAUGCCAAAAAGUCCCAUGGUUGAAAUGAGAACCACCGCUUGCUAGUAGAAGAAAUGUCAUUCUGAAAUCUUAUGCGGGAUUUUGAAAAGCAAAAAAAAUAAUUCAAGAUGGCGGCAACUAUCAACUGUUAAUGCAUGUUAUCAUUUUAGUCUUUUUUGUUGGGUAUUAAUAAAUGGGGGAAAAAUACAUA
Molecule: messenger RNA, 662 nt
Organism: Exaiptasia diaphana
Lineage: Eukaryota; Metazoa; Cnidaria; Anthozoa; Actiniaria; Aiptasiidae
Product: MAM domain-containing glycosylphosphatidylinositol anchor protein 1
Exons: 3
Coding region: 153-500 (115 amino acids)
Cellular component (GO): membrane
Source: RefSeq, a predicted model, not a curated record